This is a messenger RNA of Juglans regia (Persian walnut), 1077 nucleotides long. RefSeq names its product intracellular ribonuclease LX-like. NCBI's taxonomy places the organism in Eukaryota, Viridiplantae, Streptophyta, Magnoliopsida, Fagales, Juglandaceae. Gene Ontology annotation, molecular function: RNA binding; ribonuclease T2 activity. The record is from RefSeq and is a predicted model, not a curated record. Gene Ontology annotation, cellular component: extracellular region. Bases 1 to 630 code for a protein of 209 amino acids. The transcript is spliced from 4 exons. Gene Ontology annotation, biological process: RNA catabolic process.
AUGACUGGCCACAUAACCUCAUCUGUGAAAUUUACAGCUACAGUUUUGGGAGUUGGGUUUCUACGUUCUUUAAUUUUCAUCAUUCAAGUCUUAGCUUCUAGCAAUGUUGCAGAGGAAUUCUCAUAUUACAAGUUGGCACUCCAAUGGCCAAAUUCUGUAUGCAAUGUUGGUGUUCCUUGUUCAAAGAAACCCGAUGAGAUUAAAACGGACUAUCAAAGAUUUUUAAUACACGGACUGUGGCCUUUCUGGCCAAAUAAUUCUGCGCUAGCUCCUUGUCUGGGAAAUGAAUUGACAAGUAGCCAGGUGAAAGGUAUAAAAGAUUCGCUAAAAAAGUAUUGGCCAAACCUUCUUCGCCCAGAUGACUUUAGCUUCUGGAAGUACGAGUGGGCGACACAUGGUAGAUGCCUUGGUCUAGAGCCAUCCGUGUACUUCAACGAUGCAAUUGAACUUAGAACACGCUAUAACGAUUAUAUUGGUUUAAAUGACAAAGGAUGUCGACCGAUCCCCAAUCCAUACAAGCGGAUAACUAUCUAUAAUGCGUUGUAUGAAGCACUUGGCAAAAAACAUGGACAAUUGAAAUGCAACAUGAGAAAUGGUGGUUAUCAAAGCAAACUGGGAUGGAGCUGUUGAUAAAGAAGGGAAAAAGGUUGGCCUCGGAGUAGUAAUCAGAAAUGAGGAAGGUGAAAUUAUGGCUGCUGUUGGUGAACAAAAAAGCUUCAUUUCUAAUCCUGCAAUAGCAGAAGUUUAUGCACUAAGGAAAGCUAUGGAAUUAUGCAGAGAUCUUAAUUUCGGCAGAGUCAUUUUCGAAGGUGAUGCUCAAGUCAUUGUGAAUGCAGUCAAUGAAGAAGAAGAAGACCUCUCCAGUUAUGGAUGUGUCAUUGAAGAUGCCAAGAAGCUGUUAAAGGGAAGGAGUCAAUGGAGUGUCAAGUUUGUUAAUAGAAAAGCUAAUGAAGCAGCACAUUAUCUUGCUAAAGAAGCUUUAUCUUUGUGCUUUGAAAAUGUUUGGAUAGAAGAAGCUCCAGUUUGUAUUGAGAGUAUUUUGCUCAAGGAAAAACUUUGUAAUGCGGUUUUAGAUCA